AUGGGUGGUGCUGUGUCCUCGGCUAAGGACGUGCAGUACUCUGUCAGCGUACCCAGCGGCGAAUCCACGGCUGACCGCACACCGCCACGGCGGCAUUAUUCUUCUUUAGAUCGCCUUGCCGAAAACUUUUCUACAAACCCGGUUAAAAAUGCGUGGGAGUUGUUUCAAAUGGGAGUUGGGAAGUCGGCUGAAGGUCCCUGUCUGGGCACGCGACUUGUUACACCCGAUGGCCGAAGGGGGGAAUAUGUGUGGAAAUCUUACAGAGAGGUGGAGCGUCUUGCGCUAGAGGCGGGAAGCGGCCUUUUGAAUGGAGAUUUCGUCCCUCUUCUCCACUUUGAGCAGCCCGGAGGCCAGCAGUUGUCUUUGAGGUGUUUAGGCAUCUUUGCGAGGAACCGAGAGGAAUGGAUUAUCACAGAGCACGCCUGCAAUGCGUACGGCGUGACUGUGGUGCCGCUGUACGACACCCUGGGGCCCCACAGCACACGGUUUAUCCUGGGGGAGACACAGAUGAAGACAGUUGUUAGCGAUGGGGAAUGCUUGGUGAAGCUGCUCGAUGCUCUACAGCAGCAGCACAGCGGGGAGAAGCAGCAGCAGUAUCGCGAGGAACAGUACGAGGUGCAGGAGAACGACAUAGUUUUGGAGUGUGUUAUCACAUUAGACACAGUCCCAGAUGAGCAGCGAGAUAAGGCCAAGGCGUUGAGGGUUCGUCUUCUGUCCUGGGAAGACCUCCUCGAGCUCGGGAGAGCCAACAUGGUGCCUCUUUCUGACGAGGUGCAGCCUACGCUGGAAUCCCUCCACACUAUUUGCUACACCUCAGGCAAGUGA
Messenger RNA from Eimeria maxima, 825 nucleotides. RefSeq lists its product as hypothetical. Gene Ontology annotation, cellular component: endoplasmic reticulum; membrane. The transcript has 6 exons. The record is from RefSeq and is a predicted model, not a curated record. Lineage: Eukaryota; Apicomplexa; Conoidasida; Eucoccidiorida; Eimeriidae. Gene Ontology annotation, molecular function: long-chain fatty acid-CoA ligase activity. The coding region runs from base 1 to 825 and encodes 274 amino acids.